Molecule: messenger RNA, 1590 nt
Organism: Theobroma umbraticum
Lineage: Eukaryota; Viridiplantae; Streptophyta; Magnoliopsida; Malvales; Malvaceae
Product: sucrose transport protein SUC2-like
Biological process (GO): sucrose transport
Cellular component (GO): vacuole; plasma membrane
Molecular function (GO): sucrose:proton symporter activity
Source: RefSeq, a predicted model, not a curated record
UUUUCAGUAGAAGCUAUGGAGAGUACUAAACCCAACAAGAAACCUUCCUUUCAGCUCCAGCAACCACUACCGUCGUCUCCUCCACUCCCAUCUCCUCUAAAAACGAUCAUCCUCGUGGCUUCCAUCGCCGCCGGAAUCCAAUUCGGCUGGGCCUUGCAGCUAUCCCUCCUCACCCCAUAUGUUCAACUCCUCGGCAUCCCUCACAAAUGGGCCUCUCUCAUUUGGCUCUGUGGACCCAUCUCGGGAAUGCUGGUGCAACCCAUCGUUGGUUACCACAGCGACCGUUGCACGCGUUUUGGCCGUCGACGCCCUUUCAUUGCAGCGGGAGCCGCCCUGGUCUCCACCGCGGUUGUCCUCAUCGGCUUCGCAGCUGACUUAGGCCAUCUCUUUGGGGAUUCCAUGGCCAAUGACAUCAAGCCACGUGCCAUUGUGGUGUUUGUCAUAGGGUUUUGGAUCCUAGACGUGGCCAACAACAUGCUUCAAGGGCCAUGCAGAGCUUUACUGGCUGAUCUUUCAGGGAACAACCAGAAGAAAACGCGAACAGCAAACGCCCUUUUUUCAUUCUUCAUGGCGGUUGGAAACGUUCUUGGCUUCGCUGCCGGUUCCUACCCUCACCUUCACAACAUCUUGCCCUUUACAAGCACGAAGGCUUGUGAUGUUUACUGUGCAAAUCUCAAAAGCUGUUUUUUCUCCAUUUUGCUCUUGCUGACCCUAACCUCCAUCGCUCUCUCUUACGUGCAUGAAAGACCCUGGUCACCGGCACCUGGAUGCGCCGGUAACCAAGGUGACGAGAUUGAGGAUGAAGAAGAACCAGCAGAGGCGACGCCGGUUCCCUUCUUUGGGGAAGUAUUCGCUGCGUUUAAAGACUUGAAAAGACCCAUGUGGAUUCUCCUGUUGGUGACGUGUCUUAAUUGGAUUGCAUGGUUCCCUUUCUUGCUGUUCGACACUGAUUGGAUGGGGAGAGAGGUGUACGGUGGGGAUUCGCAGGGGAAUAACCGUUUGAGGCUGUACAAUAAUGGGGUACGUGCGGGGGCGUUGGGGCUCAUGUUGAACUCUGUGGUGUUGGGGUUCACAUCUCUUGGGGUGGAGCUGUUGGCGCGUGGGGUUGGAGGGGUCAAGAGGCUUUGGGGGAUUAUCAAUUUCUUGCUUGCUUUUUGUUUGGCCAUGACAGUUUUGGUGACCAAAUUGGCUAAGUCAAACCGCCGGUUCGCCACCGCGGACGGUGUCAACGUCCCUUUGCCACCAGGAGCAGGGGUCAAGGCAGGGGCAUUAUCUCUAUUUGCAGCAUUGGGGAUACCCUUAGCUGUGACUUACAGCAUCCCUUUUGCAUUGGCAUCCAUAUUUUCUAGUUCCUCCGGUGCAGGCCAAGGGCUUUCUUUGGGAGUGCUGAAUCUUGCAAUAGUAACGCCACAGAUACUGGUUUCAUUAGGGAGUGGACCCUUUGAUGCAAUAUUUGGAGGUGGAAACCUUCCAGCUUUUGUACUUGGAGCAUUUGCAGCAGCUGCAAGUGGAAUAUUUGCUUUAACCAUGCUCCCAUCUCCACCCCCUGAUAUCCCUGCUGCCAAGGCUGCAACUGCUGGAUUUCAUUAA